UAUCCCCUCCAUCCUUCGCUGACAACUUCACUUCGGAGUUGUUGUAUCCUGUUGAAAUUGUGGAGUCAUUGAAUUUUACGUGACGGUGAACAAGUUAAAAUUUUGUAAUCAAGAUACAGCGAUGGCUCUUUUAACAGAAAAUGCAAAAGGAGGUUUGCCUGAUUAUGAAGUACAGGGAGCAAGAAAAGUGAGCUUCAGUCCUUAUUCUGACAAUGGAGGGAGUGUAGUGGCUCUCGCAGGAGAUGAUUUCUGUGUUAUAGCUGCUGAUACACGUCUUAGUACAGGAUUUUCGAUUUACACUCGAGAACAGGACAAAUUAUUCUCUUUGUCAAACACCACCAUUUUAGGAUGCUCUGGUUGCUGGUGCGAUACUUUGACUUUAACUCGUCUCUUGUCCGCUCGUAUGCAGAUGUAUCAACAUGAACAUCAAAAAGAAAUGACAACUCCAGCAGCAGCACAGAUGCUCUCCAUAAUGCUGUAUCAUAAAAGAUUCUUUCCUUAUUACGUCAGUAAUAUACUUGCUGGAUUAGAUGAGAAUGGGAAGGGAUGCAUAUAUAGUUAUGAUCCAAUUGGACAUUGUGAAAAAACUACAUAUAGAGCCGGUGGUUCAGCAGGUGCACUUUUGCAACCACUUCUCGAUAAUCAGAUUGGAUACAAGAAUCAAGAAGGAAUUACUCCGGCAGUUUUGACUCAAGAAAAAGCUGUAUCAAUCUUGAAAGAUGUUUUCACUUCUGCAGCUGAGAGAGAUAUUUAUACAGGUGAUGGAAUAACUAUUAAAAUUAUUACCAAGGAUGGAAUUAAAGAUACUUAUUUUGCCUUGAGGAGAGAUUAAAUAGAAAAUAAAAAAAGCAUUUAUUUCUUAUGUAUAGCACAAAUAAAGUUAUUACAGUAUCUGUGAACA
Molecule: messenger RNA, 901 nt
Organism: Nylanderia fulva
Lineage: Eukaryota; Metazoa; Arthropoda; Insecta; Hymenoptera; Formicidae
Gene: Prosbeta6
Product: proteasome beta6 subunit
Cellular component (GO): nucleus; cytoplasm; proteasome core complex
Source: RefSeq, a predicted model, not a curated record